This is a messenger RNA of Homalodisca vitripennis (glassy-winged sharpshooter), 2200 nucleotides long. Its product is annotated as protein THEM6. The transcript has 3 exons. The record is from RefSeq and is a predicted model, not a curated record. Lineage: Eukaryota; Metazoa; Arthropoda; Insecta; Hemiptera; Cicadellidae. The coding region runs from base 127 to 720 and encodes 197 amino acids.
AUUCAACUCAACAGUCAACGUACUAGACCUGCUAGUUCGUACGAAAUUGGCUUUUAACAUUUUCGCGCUUGAUGUUUAGGAUAUUUUCUUUUCUAGAAGGGUCUGUAGUGUAAGUUAUAAUUAACCAUGUUCUACAUUUUAUCAUUUAUUGUGGCCUUAUUGUACGUGUUCUUUGAUGUGAAUUACUUCUUGAGGACAAUAUUUACAGUUGUAAUUGGAAGGUUAUUCGAAAAACGGGUUAAAAUCACCGACCCCACAACAAUUUAUGGCUUCUGUUUCACCCAAGACUUGGACAUCGCGGGGCGUCACAUGAACAACGCACGGUUCGUCAGAGACUUGGACUUCUCGCGGUUCCACUUCUAUGAUCGAACUGGCCUGUACGCUGAAAUGCGUCGGAGACAUACUGAUGCUGUGCAAGCGGCCACGAGCAUCCGAUACCGUCGCGUCAUACCUAUCUUCACAUUCUACAAGAUCGAAUCCCAGUUGCUGUACUGGGAUGAGAAGGCCUUCUAUGUGGAGCAGAGGUUUGUGACACCUCAUGACGGGUUCGUGCGUGCAGCUGUCCUCAGCAAGCAGGUGAUGUUGCGCGCUCGUGCGGACGAGAUGGUGACUACUCUCUGUGGUGGACAAGUCGAGAAGCCGGCACUCACUCCGGAUCUGGAUCUGUGGAUCAAGAGUAUGGAAGCGUCGAGUGAACGACUCAGGCCUCACAAGAGUUGAAGAUCCCUGUGCGCAGUGUUGACGCUGUUUUCGUUCUUUGAUUCCUCGGUUGUUGGUGUUAGUGGGUGAUUUCUGUUACUGGUAGUGUUUACAAGGUGGGAUAUAGUCGAGUAGUGUACCAAAGUGCUCUAGUGCCUGUGUAUUCAAGGUAUUAUGCAAGCUGCUUUUUUUGCAAUAUUAGGAAAUGUUGCAAAUAUUUAUCAAUCGUUUUACUAUUUACUUUUGUUUAGCCAAUCAAUAUCUCAAGAAUUUAUAUUUUUUUCCUCUUGUAAAACCAUUUUGGUCCAUUUCAAGCACUUACUAUUCUAAGAAUAAUUGCUUUAUUUUAUACUUGAUGUGUUCUAAACAUCUUAUAACAUUAUCAUUUUUCUCAGUUCAUGCACAGUUGAACUGUAAUACUAAUAUUACUAAUUUUUUUUUUAAUUUGGGUUUUAUUUACACGUGUAACUAUUUGAAAAAGAAAUGUUCACUAGCUAAGAAGUUCAAUCCAAAUCUAAUGUAAGGAUGUUGUUCAGAAAGUAAUUUACAAGGUGUUUUCAAGUACUGUAAGUACUAUUUGGAAUUCCACAGGUGCAGGGCUGCAAUCAGUGUCCUGCGCUUGUGCUGUGUAACUUCUUAUGUUAGCAAGCCACAGACACAAUUACGGCAAAAUUCUAUCGUUUUUACACCUGUUAAUGCAUAUUUCAAAUGCCCCCAUCAAUUGGGAAUUCCACUGACUGUGAAGUACGUUUUCUAAGCGCUAAAUGUUUCAGAGCAGUUGAUAUUCACUGUCAGAACUGUGAAGUGUAUGGACAAAACAUCGUGAGUGACGAAAUGAUUUUCAAAUGGGUAAGAGUUGGCCAAAAGAAUGUUCAUGAUGUGAGAAACGAAAUUAGACGAUCCUCAAUUAUAUUCAACGGUUUGGUACAGAAAGUGAAUGAUAAAGUGAAAAUGAACAGACGCUUCACAAUUUCUUUGUUGGAGUUUCAUAGUGUGUUCUCUGUACUUUUAUUGAGUGUUUAAACUAUUGAUAAAUAUGUUUUGCUAUACGAGAAUGUCCGUCCACAUGUGGCAAAAUGAACUUAAGAUCUCGUCACAGCAUUCACAGCAUUUUGUUAGGAACAAUUUGAUAAGCUCCUAAACAGUCCCAAUUUAAUGCCUAGUGACUACCAUUUGUUUUUUUUUUUAUCAGAAGAAAAAUUUUGAAGGUCAGCGCACCACAACGAUGACAAUAGUGUAAAAAUUAACAUGUUGCAGUAUUUUAUCAUCAUGGCUGAUUGAUUUAAAAUGGCUGUAAAAUCAGUCAGCCAUUUUAAAUAGGGAUGGGAUUAAUUACAUGUGACAAAUUUUAAAUUAAACAAAAAUUACAUUUUUAGUUUUUAGCAUUUUUGUAAUGCUCUUACAACUGUGUAUUUUUAAACAGUAUUUUACAAAUUAAGGACCAUAUAAGUAUAAAACUAAUUAUUUAGGUUUCAUAUUUGCUGUGCAUAACUAAUUGAAA